GCGCCAGCUCGGCUCAGCUGGGAGUGGACGUCAACACAACCCGGGUCUGUCCUCCCAUAACUUAACUUUGGAGGCUCGGCGGAAACAAACACAGCCGUUCAUUUAUCAACUUCGCCACGUCUCUAACAUUGUCUCGCUGAGAGGUGAUGCUGGGUGUGGCUGGAAUGACGGGCAGCAUUGCUAAUGCCCUUGCCAGUGCGGCUUGUGAGCGAUGCAAAAGUGGCUUUGGCCCAACUGAAAAGAUUGUCAAUAGUAAUGGAGAGCUGUACCAUGAGCAGUGCUUCGUGUGUGCCCAGUGUUUCCAGCAGUUCCCAGAAGGGCUCUUCUAUGAGUUUGAAGGCAGGAAAUACUGUGAGCAUGACUUCCAGAUGCUCUUUGCUCCUUGCUGUCACCAGUGUGGGGAGUUCAUCAUUGGUCGUGUCAUAAAGGCCAUGAACAAUAGUUGGCAUCCCGACUGCUUCUGCUGUGACAUUUGCCAGGCUGUGCUUGCAGACGUGGGGUUUGUCAAAAAUGCUGGCAGGCACCUGUGUCGCCCAUGCCAUAACCGCGAGAAAGCACGAGGUCUUGGCAAGUACAUCUGCCAGAAGUGCCAUGCCAUCAUUGAAGAGCAGCCGCUGAUCUUUAAGAACGACCCAUAUCACCCCGACCAUUUCAACUGCAGCAACUGUGGUAAAGAGCUAACUGCUGAAGCUAGGGAGCUGAAGGGAGAGCUCUACUGUUUACCCUGCCAUGACAAGAUGGGGGUUCCUAUCUGUGGGGCCUGUAGAAGACCCAUCGAGGGACGUGUUGUCAAUGCCAUGGGCAAGCAGUGGCACGUGGAGCAUUUUGUGUGCGCCAAGUGUGAGAAGCCCUUUCUUGGUCAUCGCCAUUAUGAACGGAAAGGUCUGGCUUACUGUGAGACUCACUACAACCAGCUGUUUGGUGACGUGUGCUAUCACUGCAACCGUGUGAUUGAAGGCGAUGUGGUCUCUGCUCUCAACAAGGCCUGGUGUGUCAGUUGUUUCUCCUGCUCCACCUGCAACACAAAACUCACUCUCAAAGAUAAGUUUGUUGAAAUUGACCUGAGGCCAGUAUGCAAGCACUGCUAUGAGCGCAUGCCUGAGGAACUCAAACGGCGCCUUGCCCGCCGUGAACGUGAUGCCAAAGACCGCAAGAAAAAACCUAUCUGUCUAUAGAAUUAUUUUAUUUAACUCAACACUGUGUAUGCCUUUGACAUCAUGACCUGGUGUCACUUUUUCAUUUCUUUCCUAAGCUUUAAUUCAGAGCCUGUGGCAAUGUGGAUUAAUGUUGUGAAGUAUUGGAUUUGUACUGCAAAUCAUGAGGUCACUUAUAUAAAUCAUAAGAUUACAGUUUAUAGGAACCUUGGUUGAAAUGUAAUUUUUGGGUUUUAAUAAGAAAAGUAACCAUCUACUGCAGGAAGAUUUUGGCAAUUUUUGUGAUAAAUCCAUAUCCCACAGUUGUGGCAACUUAAUGUAGUGACUAUACUGUUAUAAUAGAAGAUUUCAGCCCUAAGUGGUAGUUUUAUUUAUGCAGGUUUAUGGUCAGUCUGUAUGAAUGUGUAGUAAAAGAGAUGUUAUAUUACAAGAAGUCUUGUCACAUGAUCUUAAGUUUAUGUGCUUCUUUGCAGGAACAAAUUUGUCGAGUUUGACAUGAAGCCUGUUUGUAAAAAAUGCUAUGAGAAGUUUCCUCUGGAGCUGAAGAAACGACUCAAGAAGCUGGCUGAGUCCUUAGGACGCAAGUAAACAGUUUCAGGCUGAACAACAUGAAAGUAUUUCUACUGUCUCUACUGUUGUAAAACCAACCUGCUAUAAGAACUGCUUCAUUACUCAAGGGCCCAGUAUUAUACAGUACAUCAUUGUUUUGUUUUUUUCCCCCUAAUAUGGUAAUUUUUUUUAGUACAUUCCUAAAUUUCUCCUGUUUUACUAAACUCUCCUCUUUUUCUUUGGAAAUCUCUUUUUUAGCAUAUUUUUAGUUCCACUUGUGCCUUGAUUUUAUGUGUCUAAACUUUCAAACAAUGGUUAAAAUGCAACUGGUAAAUACUGUUAUGCCUUAAUAUGUUAUUAGAGAAGCAAAGUACCUACUGAGAGCAGAAUUUAACCAGAGUUUUCAAAUUGUAUUGAGUGGAACCUCUGUCUUAUUGGUGUGGAGAUAUUAACCGUACUGUAUAUGUCCAGUAUGUGUGAUAAUGUUAUGGUAUUGCUUGUACUGUAAUUGCUUGGGUGUGUGUAUCAGAUAUUUUCAGCUAUGCUUGCAUCUUCCUGAGGGAAAUGGUUCAAAGGAAUUCAAGAUGAAAUGAACGUUCAGCUGAUUAUUUAACAUAAAGAACACUUUGAUGUUAAACUAUUACUGUGAGUCAGCAUAAUGCCUCUGUUGCCUACUUUUGGAUGCUUAUAACGGCAAAAAUGAUUUAAAAUGAGAAAUACCACACAACAAAAGUGCAUUAGUAUGGAGAAGCAUUUUUUUUUAUAAUGGGGCUGUUUUUCUGUAUUAAUUUCUGCAGCAUUUGUCAGAAUUAAUAUUUGAAUUCUCUGCAUGAUGCAGGGUGUACAAUAUGCAUAAAUCAUCAAUUUAUAUUUGUUUUCUGCUAAAAAUUCAAUAAAGUGUUCAUAAACAA
This is a messenger RNA of Sphaeramia orbicularis (orbiculate cardinalfish), 2614 nucleotides long. RefSeq names its product LIM and senescent cell antigen-like-containing domain protein 1. Bases 147 to 1175 code for a protein of 342 amino acids. The record is from RefSeq and is a predicted model, not a curated record. NCBI's taxonomy places the organism in Eukaryota, Metazoa, Chordata, Actinopteri, Kurtiformes, Apogonidae. Gene Ontology annotation, cellular component: cytoplasm; focal adhesion; cell-cell junction. The transcript is spliced from 10 exons. Gene Ontology annotation, biological process: positive regulation of integrin-mediated signaling pathway; positive regulation of substrate adhesion-dependent cell spreading; cell-cell junction organization.